UCUUGAUAGAUGGGUGGAGCUAUUCUACACUUGUGGAGCAGCUCCACCCAUCUCUAUUAAAGACCGCGGUUUGAAUUUGAGGGAGAAUAAUGGCUGAGUGCAUCAGGGACACACUGUUUCCACUACACAUGUUUUGCAGAGGGAUUGAUGGCAGCAGGGAAAAUGGUGAGGCAUGUCUUAUUCUCCUGAACUCAAACCUGUACGGAAUGGAGACAUGGCUCAAGAACUGCUGGAAUUUGUUUUCAGUGGUAGCCUGUGCUGAUGGUGGGUCUAAUACACUUUUUGACUGUGUGGAGCCAGACCGACACAAGUAUGUGCCCAAUGUGAUCUGUGGAGACCUUGAUUCAGCCAGACCAGAGGUGCUCUCCUACUAUAAGGAAAGGGGCUCCGAUGUUGUUCAUAUUACGGACCAAGACUCCACUGACUUUUCAAAGACAUUAAAUCAUCUCUUAUUGCUGAGGGAGCAAGGCAUGCUAAAGUUUUCAGCUGUGUACGUCAUAAACGCAUUGUGGGGACGUUUUGACCAAACCAUGGGCAACAUUGGAGUGUUGUUCAACACCUCUUGUCAUCUUUUGCCUCUGUACCUAAUGUCUGAAGACUCACUCCUAUUCCUCCUGAAACCAGGUAGCAGCUGCAUCACUGUCGAUUCUGGGCUGGAGGAGGGGCACUGUGGAUUGGUACCAGUGGGAGGGGCUUGUUCCUCCUGUACCACCACUGGGCUCACUUGGAACCUAGGUGGAGAGGGAAUGGAGAUGAAGGGACUUAUCUCUACUAGCAACAUUAUUGAUCCCUCCGCUAGCCAAGUUACUGUUGCUUGUAGUGAUCCACUUUUAUGGACAAUGUCACAUACUCUAUUACAAGUGAGUAGGAAUUAGAAUUUGUUUUUCCUAAUUGCUUGUCGAUACUUAUUUAUUGUAAUGAUAAUUUCCAUGGUGAUUUGUAUGGCAACUUUUUAAUUUCGUUUGUCUUGUAGCAGUGAACGUUCAACAGCUUUGUCACAUGACAAUGUAGUCCAUUCAUGAUUAUGAAAAGGUUC
Molecule: messenger RNA, 1036 nt
Organism: Halichondria panicea
Lineage: Eukaryota; Metazoa; Porifera; Demospongiae; Suberitida; Halichondriidae
Product: thiamin pyrophosphokinase 1-like
Exons: 8
Coding region: 90-875 (261 amino acids)
Biological process (GO): thiamine metabolic process; thiamine diphosphate biosynthetic process
Molecular function (GO): thiamine diphosphokinase activity; thiamine binding; ATP binding
Source: RefSeq, a predicted model, not a curated record